Culicoides brevitarsis is the source of this 5683-nucleotide messenger RNA. It is a transcript of the gene Smg6, whose product is annotated as telomerase-binding protein EST1A. Gene Ontology annotation, molecular function: protein binding; telomerase RNA binding; telomeric repeat DNA binding. NCBI's taxonomy places the organism in Eukaryota, Metazoa, Arthropoda, Insecta, Diptera, Ceratopogonidae. The transcript is spliced from 16 exons. The record is from RefSeq and is a predicted model, not a curated record. Gene Ontology annotation, biological process: nuclear-transcribed mRNA catabolic process, nonsense-mediated decay. Gene Ontology annotation, cellular component: telomerase holoenzyme complex. Bases 28 to 4467 code for a protein of 1479 amino acids.
UUGAGAAAAGAAAAGCACAAAAAAACAAUGGAAAAAAAGAGCAAAAAUUCAGGUAAAUUCAGUACAACAAGCAACUACAGUCACAAGCCCGAGAACAGUGUGCAGCGACGCCUGAAGCGUCCCGAUCAGGCAUUUUAUAGCGGCGGAGGGGGAAAUAGCAGUGCAAAUAAUGGGGCCAUCAGCAGUAACACGAACAGUGCAAAUGUCACAUCGUCGCCCACAAAUAACACAUUUACGUCCGAUGCGGGACCACACACGGCGCGCGGCGAUUCCGGAGGCGGAAAUUUUCGACGCGACAAAAAACCUCCGCUCGCCGUAACAAAUUCCAUCGGCAGCAGCAACAACAACAAUCCGCAAUUGCCUCCGAACUGCCCGUCGAACAUCGAGAGUAUGCCGCCGCGUUUCCAGCGAAAAUGGCUUCAGGAGAACAAUUUGCCGCUCGAUUUCUUCGAAAAUCAGCAAAAUCAGCAACAAUCGCCCGCAAAUCGCACCCAAACGUUGCCCAAUAAGGGAAAUCGCGGAAAUCGGAACAACUUUUACGGCUCGAGCAACGCGAAUAAUUACGGAAAUAAUGGAAAAAGUGGCGGCGGAAGUCACGGAAGACCUUUGAGAUCGCCGAUGCGAAGUCGAAGUCGUUCCUCGGAUCAACGCGGAUCGCGUCACAGUAGUCGAAAUAGCAGCUUGGAACGCAGCUCGGGCAACGGGACUCGCAUUUUCAGCAAUAGCAACAACAAACCCGACUACGAACGACGUCACGGAACACGAAGUCCCGAUUAUCCACGAGGCGGCGGCGGCGGAAGAGGCGACAAUAACAAAAAUUACGGAAACAAAGGCUGGAAACAGAAUUACAACAACUACAAAGCGCAAAACACAAAUAUGCCGGGCGAACAACAAACCAACGAAGGACGACGUGAUAUUGCGGAUUUGCCACCCAGAGGAAAAGAUUCUGUGAUAUUCGACUGGUCAUUAGAAGUAGAGGAAGACGAAAAACGUAAACGCAAUGAAAAUUUAUAUCAUGGACGACGCUCCAAUAGAAGUCACUCUCGUUCCAACAUGGAUCGCAACCCACCCCAAUCUUCCGACUUUGAUCAUUUCAAGGUCCCUUACAACCCCGUGCGUUCUCGCAGUCGCAAAAACAGUCGUUCCUCCUCGACUGUCAACAGUCGCGAGAACAGCAACGAUCGCGGAGGCGCCUACAACCGCUUCUCAUCUAGUCGUGAAAACAGCUCGGAACGCUUUCAACGCGACCCAACGAAUUGGCGAACGCCCUUGGGAGGCAAAUCUGACGUCAGCGAUGCCACAAAAAUUGCCGAAAUGACGAAACAAUUUGUGGAUGCGGUCGAUCUGAAAAAGGAACGAAACUCUUCCAGCGGAAUUAUUGUGCUUCCGAACUCAACGAUGCUCGUGAAAGAAGCCGAACGGGAACGCACAACGUCGAGUGUCAACAAGAGACUCUUGAAUGGCGGCAAUGCGGAAAAUUUGGUUCAACGCACGCUUUUUGAUCCGAAAAAUCCGGAAAAGCCGAUAAUUGUGACGCGUCCUCAAAGUGCGACAAAUCGAUCGGUGCCCACGGAUAAUUUGCUGGAUUACAAAAAUUUCUCCGCAAACAGCGACAAACGUAAAAAUCGAACUUCCAUUUCGGCGGAAAUUCCUCCGGGCACGCAUCCAACGUGGUAUGACCCCAAUUCGGAGGCGUACAAAAAAAUCCAUAAUGCUCAAUUAAUCGAAAAUUUGCGGGAAAUUGACUUCGAUCUCAUGCGAAUUGUGGACAGCAAGGAGCUGUUCCGGGUAAGUCAAGAAUGGCAGAGAUACAACGACAUCCGAGCCGGAGGUCAACAAUGUCUUAUCGAGUUCUUGCGACACGACAUUAAAUUCUGCGAGAUCGAAAACGUGGAGCAACAUUGUUGGAAAAUGCUUUUUUACAACAUAAUUGAGCUCCUGAGACGUCCUUUGGGUGAAAAUAUUGACGAAGAAUCGAAAAAAUUCUACAAAACGAAACUCAUGGAAAUUAUUGACCCGGGAGUGAAAUAUUGGGAGCAAAUAAUUCCCGUUCUCGAAGCACGUUACAAUUUUAAACUCGAUGAAUUUGUGGGAGCGAACGCAUUGGCGAGGAUGUAUCAACCACUCGUUGCGGCAGAAGACCAAAAAUUCGUGAAACUUGCGCUUGUGGCGACGCAAAAAGUGCUGAUUUACUUGGGAGACUUGGCACGAUAUAAAGAACUCGUGAAUGAGUCGAGCAAUUUUUCGAAAGCUAAACAAUGGUACACGAAGGCACAACAAGUGCUGCCUAAAAAUGGGAGACCUUACAAUCAACUUGCCUUACUUUCGGUUUAUUCGAAACGCAAAAUCGAUGCCGUUUACUUCUACAUGCGAAGCCUUAUGUCCUCAAAUCCAUUUCAGUCGGCACGUGAAAGUUUGAUCGCCUUAUUCGACGAGACGCGCAAAAAGUACGAAAACAGUCAAAAGCGUCGCGACGAGAAAAACCGCGCUCGCCUCAAGGAGAAAGAACAUCGGUUCGACGGCGGUUCAUUACGUCGCGAAAAUUGGAUUCACCCGGAGGGCGGAAGUCGAAUGCGACGCUUUGCUCCGCUCGAUCCGAUGGCAGGUCAGGGCAACGAAUCCAGCGACGACGACGAUCUCAGCCAACUCGAUGCCUUGGAGGUGAACAAACGCUUUAUUACGAGUUUUCUUCACAUUCAGGGAAAAUUGAUAACAAAAAUCGGCAUGGAAUCUUUUGUGCAAUGCGCGAUACAAAUGCUCCGGGAAUUUCGUGCGUUAAUCCAGAAUUCACCGAUCGCCAUUACGUGUCAUCGUCUAUUACAAUUGAUUGCACUUAAUAUGUUUGCGAUUGAUUGUUCGCAACUUAAAGACACAAAAAUCGCAGGAGGAGCUCGUUCGGAGGUGCAAGAAUGCGCAAUUACCAUUGGACUUCUCAUGUUCGGCAUAAUUCUCGAAAGAUUCCUCGCUGUCGUGCAAGAAGCCAUCCAGCAGCAGCAAAAAACGCAAGAAAGCGACAACAAUCCCUCCCUCAAUGACACACGAAAAUCAAUAUUGCCAGAAGAUGCAAAAGUCAUGUUGCCCGCUAUCAAGGUUUGGUGCGAUUGGAUGACACGACAACAAAAUAUUUGGAAUCCGCCGCCUUCCUUCAACGACUAUGCUAAAGUUGCUGCCGAACCGUUUUGGACAAAUUUGGCAGCUGUCAUCACACUGUUAGAUAAUAAUGAGUUCAUGAGCAACGAAUUUAGCACGGAGCCUCGCGAAGGAUUCGAUUUGGUGAAAUUGCAUGAAGAUUUCACGUUUGCUGGAUUCACGCCUUUAUUAGAUGUUAAGUUGGAGCCGAUUUAUGUGAAACAGGGAGGCGAUGUUGAAGUCGCUGAGAACGAAGUACGCUUGCAAAAAAUCCUGAAUUUCGGUAAAAAUGUGCUGUGUUUAUGUUCGCCCGCUGUCCUCGAAAGACGUACCCUCGACAAUGGCAGCUCCGAAUACGUCAGUGUCGUGCAAAAUAUCGCCGACGAGCCAAGUGAUUCUGAAAUACUCAUCGAGUGCAUAAGUGACGAAGAAGACAACGCAAAAGAAGACGAUUUACUGCCAAGUACGACGUUACUUCGAGCUCUCGGCGGCAACAAUAGAAAAUCUCAAGACAAUAGUUGUGAUGAUGCGCCUAAUUGUGCGAACGACGACGAUGCCGCGGAGCACGAUGAGACGCCAAACAGUAACGCCAAAAAUGAGAAUAAUAAUGAGACGAUAAAUAAUAACGACAAUGCAGCUGCAGCUGAAAUUAGAAGACUGCUACGACGCAAAGAUGAAUUGCUGAGAAAACAACGAAUGCAGGAAAAAUAUAAUGAACGACUGCAGGAUAUUUUGCGACAAAGUACGGUUGCGCUAUGCAUGGAAGUACGACCACGAUUUCUCGUGCCUGAUACAAAUUGCUUCGUUGAUUACUUGCCACGAUUGAAAGCCAUCGGAGAUGCGUAUCCUUUGUAUCAGUUGAUGAUACCGUUAGUUGUAAUAAGUGAACUCGAAGGACUGUCAAAGGGAUUUAAGCCGCCAUCAAUUACAACGAACGACGUUCAGUCACUCGGCGUCGUUCCAAUAAAUGUAAAUAACUAUGGUCGAACGGAAGAGCAUGCGAAAAAAGUUGCUGCUGCUUCAAAAGAGGCUUUAGAGUACUUAAAAUCAAAACCGCCAGCUGUUAAACUUGUAACGACCAAAGGUCAUCAAAUCAAGACAUUUAUCUCCUCGGAAGACGACAGUUCCGAGCCAAAAACCAACGACGACAAAAUCUUAGAUACCGCCUUAAAUCUCUGCAAACCAAAUGCUGAAAAACGAAUUGGUGAUACGCGUUACAUUAGCCGUGAAGUAGUUCUCAUAACGAAAGACCGCAAUUUACGCGUGAAAGCUCUCACGAACGAUUUGCCCGUGCGAGAGCUUCUUGACUUUGUGAAAUGGGCAGGACUGGGUAGCUAAAGCCAUUUUUUUUUACUUCUUUUUGUGAAUAUUUUAUACAUAAUUGUUUUAAUUUUUUUUUUACCACAUUUUCACAUUUGCUAAUUUUUUUUAUACGAAAUGUUUAUAUUUAAGAACCAACCUUUUACUAAUGAAUGUUUUUACUAUUUGAUUCUUCCGUUACAUAAAAAAAAAUUAUUUUAUACAAAGAAACACUUAAAAACGAAGAAAUUACCAUUCCCAAGAAGAAACAAGAUAGAAAGAAGAGGAAAAAUCCUUCGCGCAUUUCAAAACUAAAAAAAAAUCUCAAUCGAGGUCAAGAGCAAGUGUGGCCACGAUAAGCUUACAAAAUUGAUAAUUCGCAAAAGAAGAACAACAUUGUUUCUUUAUUGUUAUUGUUAUGAUGAUUGAACUCCGUUUUCAUUAAAGACUCGAAAGAUGAUGAGUAAUUUAAAGAUGAAAAAAAAACUAUAGAAGAAAAAAAGUGAAGGAAUUUGUUUGCUCAUCAAUAUCAUAAUAUUUAAUAAUGUUUACACGGCAAAACGGCAAAACCGAAUAAUCAGAUACUAAAAACACUUUGACUCUACGACGAUAUAAUAAAUUGAUAUAGAAAAAUCCGAGUAGUUGUAAUGAUACAAAAUUGCGUUCUUUUUUUAGUCAUUAUUACUACAUGAAAAUAAUUACAAAAGCAACACUACGAAACAUAUUCUCAAUAAUAUGCAAAAAACUAGUUUUUUAUAUCAGUUAAAGCAAAAUCACAAAAAUUGCCUUUUUUACGUUUUUUUUUGUAAGUUUUUACGUUUUUUUUUUGUUAUAAUAAUUGUAAACUUGGACCAAAUCCAUGCAUCUUUUUUUUCUUUUGUAUAAAAAAAAUAUUAUUAAUAAACUUUAAAUAAAUAUGUUAUUUUAAUGAAUAUAUUGCAAUAUAUUUUAUAAAUAAUAAAAUACACGAUAAAUAAUAAUAAAACACACACUACUUAAACAAAACAAAUAAUAAAUAAAUGAUUGCCUCACAAAUAAACAAAAAAUAACCAAUAACACUCACAACAUUACAACUCGUGUACCUCAUACACUUGUGCUACUAGUUGAACCCUUGAGGGAAUUUAUUAAAGGAAAAAAAAACUCAAAUAUUGUUCAAAAUAAAAAAUACUAUAUAGGAAUAGAAAAUAUAUAUAUCCAAGUAACGUUUAUAUUAUUACUACCGACUAUAUUUUAGCAAAAAAAAAAAAUUAUUGAG